AAGCCACGGUGAAUGUGUUUGACUUGACACAGGGGUCGACCGGCCGAAGUCAACGGGACUGGAGAACGACCAUAAGGGGAAGACUUUAACCGCCGCUACCGCCUCUCACCUACGGUCCGGUGUUAAACGGAUACUUUAACAAAACAACACACCGGUUUCUCGUGGAUUUUCCGUGUUUUAACGGCUGUGGACCGAGUCGUUACUUUCUCCUCUCAGCGGUGUUUACGGUGUUCGUUACCCCGCGGCUGGCGGUUAGCAUCGGUUACUGCUGCCAAACAUGGUGGCCUGUCGGCGAGAAGGUAGCAACGAGCCCAUUUUGGGGAUUUUGGAGGAUUUUUAAAGCCGCUUGGACAUGUCCCAAUGUGAGACAACACCGCUCUGAACACACGUUACUGUCCUACUUUUCUUUUUUUUUAUUCGGAGGUUUGUGGACUUUACGUUGAAAAAAACAGCAGCAACGGACCAACGGACCAGCACCGUCCGUGUUUUGUGGACCGUGGAUAAUCGUAGUUAAGUUAGUUUUCUUCAAAAGUAAACACCAGGUCGCCUCGAAGUUUUUUUUAAAAAGUUGCUAAACACCAUGCACUUUUCCAACUAGGAAAAACACGUCAACUAAACCUAGCAACACGGCGUUGUUUUCGCGACCGUUGUGUUUAUUUUACGGAUGACUUGACCCUCGUGUUAAUGAAUUGACGCACAAGUGGAGCCUACUGCAAGUAUUUUAUCCUCUCUUUUUUCUUUUAACAGUUCCCCCCCAUUCGAGGUUUGAUUCCGUGUUAAUCUGUGGAUUAUUAUGGGUUAUUAUGGCUUAAUCCGACCCGCAUCAGACCGGGACUUUUGGGAAUAACUGCGGAUCCUGAUGGCGGUGAUGGUGAGGAUGACAGAGAAAAGCGAUGGUUUCCCUUCGUUGUGAUUUUGAGUAGAGAGGAGUUCAUUACAUGGAGACUCGCCUGACAUGCCAAGGAAGGAGUUGCCACUACCUGAGGGUUGGGAGGAAGCCAGAGACUUUGAUGGCAAAGUGUACUACGUUGACCACAUCAACCACUGCACCAGCUGGAUCGAUCCCAGAGACAGGCAGACGAAGCCUCUGACGUUUGCUGACUGCAUCGGCGAUGAGCUGCCGAUCGGCUGGGAGGAGGCGUACGACCCGGCCGUCGGACCCUACUAUGUCGACCACAACACCAAGCGCACCCAGCUGGAGGACCCGCGCCAGUGGCAGCGGGAGCAGGAGUCCAUGCUGCGGGACUCGGCCGUGGCCAGCGACGCCUCAGCGCCAGAAGGAGAUCUACCAGUGAAGGUAGCAGCGGUCCGCCUGGCGCAGCAGGAGUACCAGCUCAACGACGCGUGGAGGGACAAGUCAACGUCUCAGACCAGCGUGAGUUCCCGGGGGGGGGGGGGGGGUGGGCAGAGGGAGGAGCCACAUUUUUUGCACUGGCUUUUAAACACAAGCAAGCUGCACAGCUCCCUCAGGUGGCACCCACCACAACUUCCCUUUACCAGCCACAUCACCAGCCUCCGCCUGGGGAUCCGAGGCGUUCCCAAGGUGAACAAACUGAAGCGGGACCUGCCGCCGUAUGAGCAGGAGCUGCAGUACAAAGACAAGGUUCAAACUCUGCCUGCAAAACACCUCCGACUCACGUUUACCGUGUGGUGGAGCCUCACCACAGCCUCAGGCAGAGCAGAUCUGUCAGGGAUUGACCUGAAGGUGUCCAGCAGCCCGUAUGGCUACAAGCUGCAGGAGGCGCAGGCUAUCCUCAGCGAGGUCCGCUCCAUCCGAGACGCCAUCAGCUCCGGGGAGAAGGAGAAACAGGAGCUCAUGCAGAAACUGGCGGUGUUGAAGGACAGUUUCCAGCUGGACUCGGGCUCCCAGCAGGAGCUGUGGGGCAGCAGUCCCUCGCUCGCCAACUCCGAGCUGUCCCUCCCUCGCCUCUACUCGGACGCCGGCUCCCAGACCGACAUCCCCGCCGAGUUCAUGACCAGCACCAACAAACUGGCGGAGAAGGUUCGCCUGAGUCUGAAGUACGAGGAAGCCAAGAGAAGGAUCGCCACCAUCGAGGUGCAGAUCGCCAAACUGGACAGCGAGGCGUGGCCGGGGCUGCUGGACCCGGAACGGGACCGCCUCAUCCUCAUCAACGAGAAGGAGGAGCUGCUGAAGGAGCUGCAGUACGUCGGGCCGCGCCAGCGCCUGCAGCCCAACGACGCCGAGAAGCUGGAGUCGGAGAAGAAGCGCCUGGAGAGAGACCUCCAGGCCGCCAGGGACAACCAGAGCAAGGCCCUGACCGAGAGGCUGCGGCUCCACUGCAAGAGGAACAAGCUGGUGAGAGAGCUGGAGGAGAUGGUUCGACUGGCCACAUCACUACACACUCAACUGAAGAGCCUGUCGGCCAGCACUCUGUCCUGUUCGUCGGGCAGCAGUCGAGGCUCUCUGACGUCCAGCCGCGGCUCGCUGGCCACCACCUCCAGCCUGGGCUCCACCUCCUCCCUCAGCUUCAGCGACAUCUACCUGGAGCAGCCCGAGCUGGCGGACCCGGACUUCCAGAACAAGCUGGACAGCCUCCUGGAGGGCGGCCAGGGAGGCUACCGCCCCUCCAGCUCCAUCACCACCAUACACGAACACGAAGUGGUGACGGCCGCCGAAGGGAGGGACGCCGUGAGGCCCACGGGCAAAGCAGGCGGGGUCGGGGGUUCCACCGGUGGAGGCGCAGGGGAAAGCGGUGGCGUCGGAGUGGAGUCGGGGUCCUCCAGGGUUCCGAUGCUCAGACCGCCGGAGACCCCUCGCUCCAUGAGCUCCCUGUCUCCGCGCUCAUCUCUGUCCUCGCUGUCUCCGCCGUGUUCGCCGCUGGUCACAGACUCUAGUUUCCUGUCGGGGGACACGUUCGCAGGCCAGACGGGACCCGGUGGGUUAGGCCUGGAUCUGGAGCUCCACAGCCGGCUAGCUGAGCUUGAGCUUAGCCUGGACUGUCAGGAGCAGCGGCGGGAGGAACAACGGGGUCCGGCGGGGCUGGGGGAGAAGCAGAACCACAACACAACGUUGGGCGAGGAGGUCAAAGACUCGACCCCCCAGCUGCGGGGGACAGGGGUGGGGCCAAAGAAGAUGGGCGUGACUUCAGCGGUGUCUGACGAGUCGGUGGCUGGCGACAGCGGUGUGUACGAGCCUUCAGAGCGCAGGCCGGCGCUCCCUGCAGACCUCCCGCUGGCCUCCUACGAGGAGAGGUUGGCGCCGGGCUGCUCUCAGGUGCAGCUCGGCUUCCGCUACGAGUCCAGAGACCAGCGCUUCACCCUCUAUGUCAUGCAGCUGUCCAAUUGCAGUGCCCUCUGUCUGCCGGCUGACCAGAAAAUGUACGUGCGUUCGGCAGUGCUGCCCUGUGUGGAAGCCACGCGCUGCCUCUUCCGAACGCGCGGCUCUCUGCCUAAGGACGUCGUGGACGUCAACGAGGUGUUCGGCAUGCAGAUAUCCCACAGUGCAUUGCGGCAGAAAACACUGAGGGUCGACGUCUGCAACACGAGCAAGUCAGGCCACGAAAAGUGUCUGGCGGGAGCCCAGAUCAGCCUGGCUGAUGUCAGCUGUUCGGAGGAGAGAUGCAACAAGUGGUACAACCUGCUGAGUCGCGCCUACAUGCCCGAGAUCAACAACAAGGAGAAAGAGAGCAGAGCAGCCAGCGGCUCCGACAGGAAUCAUGUUUCCAGCAGUGGGGGGGUUGAAGUCCCUGAGAACGAUGAGUGGCGUGACGACCCUCUGGACGUCUUCGACGACGACGAUGAUGAAGAAGGAAAUGACGAGGAGGGGGUGGGGCCUCUGGAGGAAGAGGACGAGUUUUAUCCUGACAGCAGGCGGUGGGAAGCAGAGGAGGAAGAGGAGGAGGAGGAAGAGGAGGGAGAGAAGAUGAUGAAACCUCAGACGACGACAGCAGCAGCACCGGCCAUCACAGAAAAGCUGAACAAGGAGACGAGCAUGGACAACAUGUUGCCGUCCUACCACGGCUCCGCGGUCCGACCCAAGGAACGCCGCCCGGACGUCCACCAGCAGAACCCCUUCAUGAGGGGGAACACCAUCAUCCGCUCCAAGACCUUCUCCCCGGGACCCCAGAGCCAGUACAUCUGCAGGAUCAACCGCAGCGACAGCGACAGCUCCACCCUCUCCAAGAAGUCUCCGUUUGUAAGGAACGCCUCGGAGAGACGCAGCAUGCGCAUGAAGAAGCCUCCGGUGCAGGUUAAAGGUCUGGACGGUCUGCUGCGGACGUCCCUGGACCUGGAGAUGGACCUGCAGGUGUCUCGGACGCGGCAGUCCCGGCUGGCACAGGAGCUGCGGGUCCUGAGGGAGCUGAAGACCCAGCUGGAGAACGCCAGGCAGCAGGGCCAGAGAGAGCUGCCGGCCUGGGUCCAGGAAGACGAGCGCUUCCGCCUUCUCCUCAAACAGGCCGAGAUACAGACUCGGGAGGAGCAGCUGCAGGAGAAGCGGGUGGAGAAGAUGAUGAGGGCAGCAGCCAAGGGCGUCCACAAGAUCAGGGGCCAGAGCUGCAACGAGGUCCCCAAGGUCCAGACCUUCAGAGAGAAGAUGGCGUUCUUCACACGAGCAAAGACCAGCAUCCCCCCUGCCGGCUUGAUGACGUAGAGAAGCAUUUCAGAAGUACCCCUACCCCCCUGUCCCCCCCCACCCACACCCCCCCACCCCCUCCCCUCCCUCCGAGUCUUAACCUGCUGUUUCCCAUAGAAAUGAAGCAACCGUUCGGCGGUGUUAUGAAGAAUUAAAAAAAGAAGACUACAAUAUGUUUUAGUAAAUAAAACUCUCAAAUCCGUGGGGGGAAAAACACACAUUUUUAAAGAGCUCAGCAUUUCUAAUGUGGAUAGUCUUUGUUUGGUAAUUAGUGAUAGCACUGAUAGUUUUUUUUAUUAUUCUACUCUCUCUCUCUCUCCGUUUAUGGCGUGUUUCUGUUACUAACCGGCUGUUUAUAGGCUUCAUUAGGUGUUUAAAAAAAUCAUUCCAGCACAAAGUCACACAGCUGCACAUGUCCAUACAAAGACAUUUGUACUAAAAUGAAAUAUUUGGACAAAAACAAAAAAAAAAAUAUAUAUAUAUGUAUGUAUAUUGAUAGCACAAAACAAUAUCAAACAAUGGUACUCAAGCAAAAUAAGCAACUUAAGCUGUCGACAAAAGAAAUAUCCAAACCGAAGAGAUAUUUAAUAUUUUUUGGGGUUUUUUUUAGAGCGUUUUGUACGCACCCAAACAUGAGCACACCUGGAGCUUGUCUGAUGUGUACGACAACAACCGCACAGAUGGUUGCACAUGAGCAUCGUCUGCUUUACAAACACGACUCUCGACUCUCGAUUUAGGUCGAAAAGUAAGAAGUCGUUACGAUUGUUUCUCACCAGUUAAACACACACACACACACACACACACACACACACACACACACACACACACUCAGCAAAGUGUAGGAACAGCACUAACUCUCACUAACACUCAGGUAGUUGAUCGGCUAGUCUGCACUUUAAGGAACUUGAGGUAGAAGU
Molecule: messenger RNA, 5511 nt
Organism: Etheostoma spectabile (orangethroat darter)
Lineage: Eukaryota; Metazoa; Chordata; Actinopteri; Perciformes; Percidae
Gene: wwc1
Product: WW and C2 domain containing 1
Biological process (GO): cell migration; regulation of DNA-templated transcription; regulation of hippo signaling
Cellular component (GO): cytoplasm
Molecular function (GO): molecular adaptor activity; kinase binding
Source: RefSeq, a predicted model, not a curated record